AUGCGUCGAAUACCGAUAACCAGCAGGUCAAUUGGCCUUUUAAGACCAUAUACCACGCCAACGCCAUACCUAUGCGCGAUAUGCAGACAUCAAGCUCCCGCAUUCUCGACAUCCUCCCUGCGAUCUUCCUUGGACAUGACGGAGCAGCUUCGACGGAAGGUAUGGGGUACAGAUAACCCACCAGGAUUAGAGGAUCCAUAUGGUGGCCAGAGCAAGUUUGAAAAGAAAAAACCCCAGCCGACUCCCCAGCCGACUGUGGCACCUCGCAAGAUGACCGCGGCGCCUCAACUUCCCGCAGACUAUGUGCCCUCGUCUACUUGGGAUGGACUGGAAAGUGUUGGAGAUAUCUGGGAACCAGAAUAUGAGUUCGGAGGCUUCUUGCCUGCUGAAAUGGUCACAGAUACCGAUGAGAUGACUGCGGCGUUGCAUCGAGCUAUGGUCGAAAUAUUUGCGCUGAAGCAGGCUGGCUUGUCGCUGCUAGAUCUUCCGAAGGCUGUUCUCGGGGUGGAUCCUACACACGAUGUAGAUAUUGUCCCUGGCGUAGAUGGCACUCAGUUGCGAUUUAACAAAGACUCAUCCCUCGCGGAGGUUCUCCAGGCUCUGAUUCAUGAUGUCUCAUUGUCUCCUGUGGAUGAGACGGCCGAGAAGGGUGCACCGACUGAGGCUGAAGAAGACGUCGCGGCGGAUAGAUCCGAGUUAGAUCCUCUACACCCUGACGAAAGCUCUACCACUAUCGACGAGACUGCCGUGAAAGAAUGGCCCACAGAAUCGGAAGAAGAUGUUGCUGCGGACCGAUCUGAAGUAGAUCCUCUAAAGGAUUCGGAAGCUUACAUGCCGUAUGAAGAAUUGAUUGCUUCAUGGGAUCCAUCAUGGCUCCAAGUCUCCGUUGAAGAUCCAGAGAUCAAAUUCGCCAUCCUCAAGCGAACGCUGCAAUUGACUGGAGUUCGAGUCCCGGAUUCCGCGAUCAGGUCAACUAGAACCGCUCAAUCGAUCCUGUCACACCUCGUUACACCCCCAAAGCCUCGCAAACUCAUCGACGCCUUGGAACAAAAAGAAGAUUUAAUCACUCUGCCGAAUGUCAGUGUCUUUGCAAAGAGAGUCACUCCUAUUCACAAAGAGAAAUCGAUUGGAAGAUGGAAGCUUAUUGAGAAGGAAUUGGAAGCAAGAGAGCUCCCUGUUACAGGCAAUUGGUGA
Messenger RNA from Lachnellula hyalina, 1194 nucleotides. RefSeq lists its product as uncharacterized. Bases 1 to 1194 code for a protein of 397 amino acids. NCBI's taxonomy places the organism in Eukaryota, Fungi, Ascomycota, Leotiomycetes, Helotiales, Lachnaceae. The transcript has 2 exons. The record is from RefSeq and is a predicted model, not a curated record. Gene Ontology annotation, cellular component: mitochondrion.